UUGUAUAUAUUAAGGGUGGAUAUUCACCCUUCAGCGUUCAUUAUUGUGAGAAAAUAUCUCUCUAGAAGGAUUUAGUAGCAGUGAGAAGAGAGUAGCAGAUGGACAUGAAGAAGCGAGGUUCAACCAUCCCUUUGGUGAUGUGGAUUUUGGUGAUUUAUCACUGCGUUGCAGCUGUGUCCGUCAUGUCCAUGUCCAAUGUCACCACUUCUCUGUGCGACGGCUCCCUAGAGGACUGUCUCAACGUCAUUCACUUGGAUUCACAGCUUCCCACCAUCUCAAGCUCUCACUUCCGCAGAAUCCUUGCUCAAGCUGACGACCCAGUGACUAAAAACACUCCCAAUCCUAAUAACCCGGCCGUCCGUUGUAGCUAUCCUAAUGGGCAUUAUAAAAAAUGUGGGGCCCAAGCUAAUCCUGGUGGUACGGAUAGCCAUUGUCCUUAUACUUCUUACAAAAGGGAUUGCGUUAACAUUAAUCCUAAUCCUGAUUCAUAAUGAUCUCUAAGAUCGUCGUCGACCGCGCGUCGGCCGGACAAGCUAUAUGUUUAUGUAUACCAAUGAUUUCGCUUCCUCACUCCACUGCUGUGCUGUGUCUCCAUUAUUGGGCGUGUUUCUGUUACUGCAAUAGUAAUUCCAUCUCAUCAACUGGACAAGUGUUUGGUAAGAAUGGUGAACGUGUAUAUGUAUGCUUUUCUUUAUUUCAGUUUACUUAAGUCAAUAACUAUGUGUGUCUUCUCUUCAAGUAAUAAUGGAAUGCUGGUGGCCUACAAUUAUUCUCUUCUU
Messenger RNA from Vigna unguiculata (cowpea), 779 nucleotides. Lineage: Eukaryota; Viridiplantae; Streptophyta; Magnoliopsida; Fabales; Fabaceae. The record is from RefSeq and is a predicted model, not a curated record.